UUCAAAAGCAAGAAUUUUGCUGCGGGACACAUUCCAGAGCACCACAGGCCGAGGCGAUGAAGUUUCUGCGCGGUAUCGGCGUGAGCCGGAAAACCGGAAACGGAUCCGGCGGACUGUGGCCGAGCGUCUUCAACGUCGCGACUAAAGCUGAGAUCACCACCAACGCAACGUGCGGUCACACCGGAAGACAGGAGUUCUGCAGGAUGGGCGAAGGCGCUUCCGGUAAAGGAAGAUGCGGCGUCUGCGACGGUUUCAGUCCGGAUCCUGGUAAACGUCAUCCCAUCACUAAUGCAAUAGACGACGGACCCAACAAAUGGUGGCAGAGUCCUGCCCUGCACUACGGCAACGAGUAUUCUUAUGUGACCAUCACUCUGGACCUGAAACAAUGGAUUGCUUAUAAAUCCCAGAGGUUGGUGGGUCUUCCUCCUCAUCCUCAUCCUACUCUUCCAUAA
Molecule: messenger RNA, 452 nt
Organism: Nicrophorus vespilloides
Lineage: Eukaryota; Metazoa; Arthropoda; Insecta; Coleoptera; Silphidae
Product: laminin subunit alpha-1-like
Exons: 4
Coding region: 57-452 (131 amino acids)
Biological process (GO): axon guidance
Cellular component (GO): basement membrane
Source: RefSeq, a predicted model, not a curated record